Messenger RNA from Brassica rapa (field mustard), 1175 nucleotides. RefSeq names its product NDR1/HIN1-like protein 10. Lineage: Eukaryota; Viridiplantae; Streptophyta; Magnoliopsida; Brassicales; Brassicaceae. The record is from RefSeq and is a predicted model, not a curated record. Gene Ontology annotation, biological process: defense response to other organism. Gene Ontology annotation, cellular component: plasma membrane.
CAGUUUUUCGAAACGACACGCAUGGUCCCACUUAUUACAAAACCAAACCCCAUUAUGCAAAAGCUCCCUUCUUUUGCCUAAACUCUCAGCUUUCACUUUAUACACACAACAAAACUUUAGUUCUUUUCUUAUUUAACUCAAAACCAUUACACAUUUCCAAAUUUCCUUUCCAUGAUCACAUAAUUCAUGUCUCCUUUACCUCCUCCACCGCCGUCUCAACCACCGCCUGAAACGCCGCCAUGGGACACACCGUCUUCUGUAUGGUAUACUCCAAGAACCACGCCGUGGAGAACACCACAUAGCACACAGUCCACACCACUUAACCAAAAAACGCCGGCAGUUAAAUUCAACGGUCUUGAUACAGAGCCGAGGGAAGAUAGGGUGAUUCUCCGGCAGCCACGGAGCAGCAGGACCAAUCCGUUGAUAUGGUGUGUAGCUGGUUUAUGUUUUGUGUUCAGCCUUGUGCUUAUCUUCUUCGGGAUAGCUACUUUGAUCGUGUUUCUUUCGGUUAAACCAAGAACCCCUGAAUUUGACAUCCCAACCGCGAGUCUACACACUAUCUACUUCGACUCGCCGGUGAGUUUCGACGGCGAUUUAUCGAUGAUGAUGAACUUCACCAACCCCAAUAAAAAGAUAGAAGUGAGGUUUGAGAAGAUUAAAAUAGAGCUCUUCUUCUUCAAUAAACUGAUUGCGGUGCAAGGGGUCCAGCCGUUUUCGCAGAGAAAGCGGGAGAUAAGGUUGGAACCAAUCCGUUUGAUCUCAAGCUUGGUCUACUUGCCUGUAAACCAUGCGGUGGAGCUCAGUAGGCAGGUGCAGAACAACAAGAUAGAAUAUCGGAUUAGAGGUACCUUUAAAGUCAGAGCUCAUUUUGGGUUGAUUCAUUACUCUUACUGGCUGCACGGAUGGUGCCGACUUCAGAUGACCGGUCCACCAACCGGAAUCCUAAUUUCUCGUAACUGCACUACAAAGAGACGAUGAAGAAGAUGAAUAGGUUGUCCCAGUCAACUUCAAAGUCUAUAGCUUUGGUAUGUUAUUCAAGUAUAGAUCUAUUUUUUGCUUACUCACAAAAUGUAUAAAAGAACAAGACCUUGUGAACUCUAGCCAAGAACAGAGAUCGGAGUUUGUAGUACAAUUUUCAAAAUAAAAAAAUGAAAAGAUAUUAUGUUUCUUGGUAA